This is a messenger RNA of Cotesia congregata, 837 nucleotides long. The record is from the annotation of a GenBank genome assembly. Lineage: Eukaryota; Metazoa; Arthropoda; Insecta; Hymenoptera; Braconidae.
AUGAUACCCGACGAAGAUUUAAAUAAAUUAGAAGAAACUCGUAAGAACUUACUAAACAAGGCUAUUGAACUUCGAGAUCAACUGAAGGAAUAUCUUGAGUCCUCUCGGAGUAAAAAUAAAUCAGUUAAUUUAAAUGAAAUAGUUAUGAAGCAAAAACAGAUUCCUACCGAGAACUUGGAUGAAAUGAAAAAUAUAACACAAAUAAAAGAAAUGACACAAACUGUUGUUGGGAUUAACUAUCGAAAUGUUAGUAAAAAAUGGUUAGGAGAUAAAAUUUGGCAAUAUAAAGCUACUGUAGAAAUGAAAGAACUUCAAUUCAAACUUGAAGUAACGAUUGAUCAACAGGAGCCAGGUGUUAAUGAAAUUCUUGACAUAACAUGCCAUUUAAAAGAAACUGAAAUUGGGUAUCUUCAAGAAAUAUCACCAUGGGUAUUAGCUUUGACUAAAAUAAAAAAUCUUUCCUUUCUUAUGUCAGUUUUCAGUGAUUACAGUUACCAAUGUAGUUUAAGAAAAAAAAUUCUGAAAAAAUUGAAGAAUAAGAAUAUAGUAACGAUAGAUAAUGGUCAAGAUGAAAGAGGUGGACUUAUAGCUUGUCUUCAUUCAUCAAAAUCUGCAGACAAAGUUUAUGCUAAAUUUUUAUGGCGAACACAAUUAACUUCUAGAACUGAAACAAUCGAUCACAUAUUUACAAUUGAAGAAAUUGACGAUGGAUUUCUGGAGGCAAAUCAACAGCUGAUGAAAAAUUUGUGCAAAAAACCACUGAAAAAAGAUAAGUUAGAAGAACUAUGGAAUAAUUUAUGUGUAGCUAUUGAGGAAUAUUCUGCAUCAAAAGAAUAA